Molecule: messenger RNA, 1543 nt
Organism: Carlito syrichta (Philippine tarsier)
Lineage: Eukaryota; Metazoa; Chordata; Mammalia; Primates; Tarsiidae
Gene: B3GNT8
Product: UDP-GlcNAc:betaGal beta-1,3-N-acetylglucosaminyltransferase 8
Exons: 2
Coding region: 158-1351 (397 amino acids)
Cellular component (GO): membrane
Molecular function (GO): protein N-acetylglucosaminyltransferase activity
Source: RefSeq, a predicted model, not a curated record
GGGCUGGGCUGGGCUGGGCUGGGCUGCUAGACCGACAACGCAGGGGCAAGGGCAGAACAGAGGGAGCUGAGGGAGGGCCCGACCAGAGGCCCGGUGCCUGGAGCUAGCGGGAGCCGGACCCAGAGCUCCCACGGCUUCCCCUUCCCUGGGCCGGGUCAUGCGCUGCCCCAAGUUCCUUCUCUGCCUGUCAGCACUGCUCACGCUCCUGGGCCUCAAAGUGUACAUCGAGUGGACAUCGGAGUCCCGACUUAGCAAGGCCUACCCCAGCCCCCGGGGUACCCUGCCAGGCCCAACGUCAGCCAGCCUCGAGCCCACCCUGCCUGCCAACCUCUCGUCCCGUCUGGGGCAGUCUGGCCCGCUGCCCUUGGCUUACUGGAACCAGCAGCAGUGGCGGCUGGGGUCCCUGCCUCGUGAGGACGGCACUGAGGCAGGGGGCUGCCAGGCUUGGGGGACUGCCGCUGCUGCCGAGAUCCCUGACUUUGCCUCCUACCCUGAGGACCUUCGCCGCUUCUUGCUGUCAGCAGCCUGCCGGAGCUUCCGGCAGUGGCUGCCUAGAGGUGGUGGUGGCCAAGUGGCCAGCUGCUCGGAUAUCCAUGUGCCCUACCUGCUGCUGGCCGUCAAGUCAGAACCGGGGCGCUUUGCAGAGCGACAGGCUGUGAGGGAGACGUGGGGCAGUCCAGCUCCUGGGAUCCGACUGCUCUUCCUGCUGGGAUCCCCGGUGGGUGAGGCGGGGCCUGACCUAGACUCACUGGUGGCCUGGGAGAGCCGUCGCUAUGGUGACCUGCUGCUCUGGGACUUCCUUGAUGUCCCCUUCAACCGGACGCUCAAAGACCUACUGCUGCUGGCCUGGCUGGGCCACCACUGCCCCCAUGUGAAUUUUGUCCUGCAAGCUCAGGAUGAUGCCUUCGUGCACACCUCAGCCCUGCUGGAGCACCUUCGGACCCUGCCGCCCACCUGGGCCCAAAGCCUCUAUCUGGGUGAGGUCUUUACCCAGGCCACACCCCUCCGGAAGCCUGGAGGACCUUUCUAUGUGCCUGGGUCCUUCUUUGAAGGCGGCUACCCGGCCUACGCAAGCGGGGGUGGUUAUGUCGUCGCAGGGCGCCUGGCACCCUGGCUGCUGCGGGCAGCAGCUCGUGUGGCACCCUUCCCCUUCGAGGACGUCUACACUGGCCUUUGCUUCCGUGCCCUGGGCCUGGUGCCCCGAGCCCACCCUGGCUUCCUCACAGCCUGGCCAGCAGACCGCACCAUGGAUCACUGCACUUUCCGCAACCUGCUGCUGGUGCGGCCCCUCAGCCCCCAGGACAGUAUUCGGCUCUGGAAACAACUGCAGGACCCACGGCUCCAGUGCUAAGCCUCGGGGGGGAGGAAGGGCAGGGCUGGGCUGACCUGGUCUGAGCCCCGGACUGGGCCUCCACCAUCUGUCUCUUGCUCAGCCCCUGCUUCCAGAUCCUGAUGUGAGGGAGAAGGGCCUAGCACCUGGACUGUUUGAGCCACUCCUGGGCCUCCCCAGUCGAGGGACUGGGCAGGCGGAUGAGGAGGCGGA